AUGUGUGCGUGAAGUUCGUCGCUUGAAUCAACAUACAACAAUUGCUGAUACAAGUGACGAUAUUGUUUUUGAGAAUUUAUUAUUUUUCUUCCAACAAGAAAAAAUGCCUCUUUUUGAUUCUGUGAUGCAGGAAAAGCCCGCUGUGGUGUUUGAAAUUGGCUCCGCGUACACAAAGUUGGGAUUCGCUGCGGAAGCUCAUCCGAGAUUCAUCCUGCCCACACAGGUUCUCGAUCCGUCGACGGGGACAUCGAAGAAUCUCUUCUCCUUCCACGGUAUGGAGUUGUACGAUAAAGUCGUGACAUUCCUCAAUGAGUUGUUCUUCAAGUACGUCCUCGUGAGUCCCAAGGAUCGACGGAUUGUGAUUGUGGAGAGUGUGCUGUGUCCCACGGAGUUCCGUGAGUGCCUCGCCAGAGCCUUCUUUAGGCACUUUGAAGUGUCGCUCGUCUUCUUCGUGCCCACGCAUUUGGUGAUCCUCACAACAUUGGCCGUCAGCACGGCUCUUGUCAUUGAUUUGGGUUUCCGGGAAGCUGUUGUUCUUCCUGUGUAUAGUGGGGUACAGGUUUUACAUGCCUGGCAAGCACAACCUCUGGCAUCUGAGGCGGUACAUGCGGAAAUUAGACGACAGUUGAUUGAUUCGGGCGUGGCAGGUGCCCUCCUCACUGAUGACCUCAUUGAGAACAUCAAAGUACGGACGUGUUUUGUCACCAAACACUCUCGGGCUAUUCAGUACCGCGAAGGGAAGGCACCAGCCCCAUGUCCAGAUGUUGAUUACCCAGCUGGUGGGGAACAGAUAAUCCGUGUUCCGGGUGUGGUGCGUGAGACGGCAUUUGAGGUACUCUUCCCUGAAGAUAAUGACCAUCUGGGACUACCCUACCUGGUGCUAGAUGCCAUCCUCAAAUGCCCCCUCGAUAUGAGACGCGAACUGGCGGAAAAUAUCGUCUUAAUAGGCGGAACUUCAAUGACUCAGGGACUCACGGCAAGGCUCCAGGAGGAACUGACACACCUUCUCAACUCUGACCUCUACAAGGGGAAGCUCUUUAUCAAAUCCUUCAAAUUCCACUCUGCUCCUGCCAAAGCAAACUUCACCGCAUGGCUGGGAGGUUCCAUUUACGGUGGCACUGAUCUCCUCCUGACGCGAUCCCUCACAAAGGAUGCCUACUGCAAGAAUCCUCGUGUACCCGAUUGGACGCACCUGGAUGACAAACGCACCCACGGAAGCAAUUAAUUUUACAUACACCAAAUUUUAUUACAAUUUAUUUAUUAAUCCUUCAUCAAAAAUCAUGAAAAAAUUUAUACGCGAAAAUUGAGGGCUUUUGUCGCAAAGUGCGUCCCUUGGAAUGCCUUUGGUCACCUUAAGAUUAAGAAUCUUAUUUAAUUAUCCUGUUAAAAUAAUUAAUCCUACUUUCCUCUCUCCAUUGUAAGCUCUUUAUUGUUUUAUUUUGUACACUUUAAUCCUAUUAUACUCUUACAGUAUCCCCGUUCUAGAAAUGUUGGCGCACCUUCAGUGAAAUUAUCUUUAUUUUCAUUUUCUUUGUUUUUUUUCUAGAAAUAAUAUACAAAUUUUCUUUAUAAAAAAAUAUUUAUUAAUUUUCCUUUUAAAAAAAAUCUAAAAAAAGAUUUUUUAUAAGUUUUAUUAUAUUUGCAAAUUUUACUCAAAUAAAAAUACAAAAUUGAAAUAAAAAA
Lutzomyia longipalpis is the source of this 1683-nucleotide messenger RNA. RefSeq names its product actin-related protein 10 (gene Arp10). The record is from RefSeq and is a predicted model, not a curated record. Lineage: Eukaryota; Metazoa; Arthropoda; Insecta; Diptera; Psychodidae. Gene Ontology annotation, biological process: retrograde axonal transport of mitochondrion. The transcript is spliced from 2 exons. Bases 104 to 1225 code for a protein of 373 amino acids.